AUGCCAACUCCAAUCCCAUCCCAACCACACCCUCCCUCCAACUCGGCAUCAUACUACUACAACCUAAACUACGCCCUCCCAUUCGAAAAAGUCCAGCAAAUCGCGAUGUGGAGGAUCGAAGUCGACCGGUAUCGAGGGGGGAUGCCUGUGAUCGACUUGACAGAAGAGGAGGAAGAGGAAGAAGAAGGGAAAGGAGAGGAUUAUUUCAAAAGGAAAGAAGGCUUGGAUGUAGACGUCGACGCGGACGGAGAACCAGACGACAGAAGAUACCUUUACUCGGAAUACACCUUCGACCCUCGCCCUAGAACCGCACUCCGACGAAUGAAUUACGACGGGGUCGGAAUGGACUUGGAGAGGGAGAUGGAGAUGGCCAUGGGGAUGGACAUGGACGUCGAGAUGUACGACGAAGCUGCUGGAAUGGGUGUUGACCAAGCCGACGAUGAUUUCGACUGGGACCGACUGACGUACGUCGCAGAGGGCGACAAACGGGUGUUCGAACUCCCGCAUCCGGACGUGAACCCCCUGGUGAGUAAUAACCUUCCCAUCCAAAUCCGCGUGUUGUUUCCAAACGCCUUUUGGCGUUUCGAAUACUCGUGUUUUACGACGAAGCGCAAUGUGCUGACGGAGUUUCUGUCUUCUGUCGUUCCAUGCUCCUUCCCGGUCGCCUCGUUCGUUCCGGAUUCCGUCUUCCGCCACCCUGAAACGCAUCCCCACCAUCUCUCUGUUUCCCCCUCCCAGAUGUGCACCGACAAAGACCUAAUCGAGAAGGAAUACGUCCGCGUCAUAAUCCAAUGGAACCACUUUGAAGAAGAAAAAUACCUCGCCUCCAAAGUCCUUCGCAAACUCCCUCCACCUUCCCCCGACCACAAAGCUUCUCAAUGGAACAACGCUGUCGACCAUAAAGCCCAGUGGCACAACGCAGACCGCGCAGUCAAGUUCUGCGCCAACGCAACGCGGUACAUUGAGCUCCACGCGCGCAGGCAUCGACUACCCAUCGACUUUGAGGCCCUGUUCUUCAAGUGGUAUCGGCCGCCUGCGGUGUACCUGUAUUUGCCCGACGAGACGUGCCAGUGGGAUCCCGAGACGAUGUACAUCUUUGAGCAGGUGGAGACAGUGUUGUUGGGGAAUUUGGCGGCGUCGGGGGAACCGCUGCCUGAGUGGUCGUAUUACACCCCGCCGCCGAUGCAGGCCGAGUAUGUCCAGGUAUAG
This is a messenger RNA of Coprinopsis cinerea okayama7#130, 1209 nucleotides long. RefSeq lists its product as hypothetical. The transcript has a single exon. The record is from RefSeq and is a predicted model, not a curated record. NCBI's taxonomy places the organism in Eukaryota, Fungi, Basidiomycota, Agaricomycetes, Agaricales, Psathyrellaceae. Bases 1 to 1209 code for a protein of 402 amino acids.